AUGGCCGAGAAAACAAUGCUCUACUCGGACGAGGAGAACGGACAUGUCACGCCUAUAUCCUCCAGCAUCGUCGGUCGGACUGAUGAGCUCCUGCACUCUGGAACCCAGCGCGGUCUGAAGUCUCGACAUGCCCAAAUGAUCGCCCUCGGCGGCACUAUCGGCACUGGUCUGUUUGUCGGCACAGGUCAAGCUCUUCGGAUGGGAGGACCCGCCUUCCUGCUCGCUGCAUACUGCCCAAUCACCAUCCUCGUCUUUGGAAUUGUGACGGGUGCCACGGAGAUCAGCUCCUAUCUCCCUGUCCCGGGAAGCGGCAUGGCCUAUUACGCCAAUCGAUACGUUUCGCGCAGUCUGGGCUUCGCUUUGGGCUGGAUGUAUUGGUACGUGUUUGCCAUUACGGUUCCCGCCGAGGUCACAGCAACCAGCCUUGUGAUUCAAUACUGGGACCCCCCAGUUCACAUCGCGGUGUGGAUAACGCUUACCAUCCUUGUCGUGGUCGCGGUGAACAGUUUACCAGUGAGAUACUACGGCGAGACAGAGUUCUGGUUUGCUUCCAUAAAGGUCUUUGGAAUCAUCGGACUUCUCGUCAUGGCGGUUGUUUUGGUCCUAGGUGGUGGGCCAAAACGCGACAGGCUGGGAUUUCGUUACUGGAAGGACCCAGGCCCGGUCAACGAAUAUAUUGUCGAUGGAGCCAGCGGCAGAUUGUGCGCCUUUGUUGCGACAACCGUCUUCUCGGUGUUUGCUUUCGCUUUUGCUGCACCAUCAUCUAUCUCCGCUUCCGCAAAGCCACAAAGGCUUGGACGUCAUCAUCGCGGCCCCGAGAAACCAGCUCGUAAGCACGAGAAAUGGUACCAGAAGUGGAAGGCGAUUUAUGAGUGA
Coniosporium apollinis CBS 100218 is the source of this 876-nucleotide messenger RNA. RefSeq lists its product as uncharacterized. Gene Ontology annotation, molecular function: amino acid transmembrane transporter activity. The coding region runs from base 1 to 876 and encodes 291 amino acids. Gene Ontology annotation, biological process: amino acid transmembrane transport. The record is from RefSeq and is a predicted model, not a curated record. The transcript is spliced from 2 exons. NCBI's taxonomy places the organism in Eukaryota, Fungi, Ascomycota, Dothideomycetes. Gene Ontology annotation, cellular component: membrane.